ACAGAACAGCCCGUCGCGCGCCGCUGCGUUGAGCCAAGGCGCAAUGGCAACCUCCACCUCAGUUCCCGUCCUCCUGCUCCUCGCCGCCGCCGCCGGCCUCCUCCUGCUCCCCGGCUCGCUGGCGUGGCAGAGCAGCAACUGUGCACCGGGCGCGCCCGGCAGUGGCUCGCCGACGUGGCCUUCACCCGGCUCCGGCUCCGGCGGCGGCCACAGCAAGCCGCCCAAGCACCACCAUGGCAAGCCGCCCAAGUGCCCGCCGUGCAACCCUCCGUACGUGCCUCCGACGCCUCGGCCGUCACCGCCGUACGUGCCACCGUAUGUCCCGCCGACGCCUCGGCCGUCACCGCCCUACGUGCCACCAUACGUCCCCGUCCCGCCGACGCCUCGGCCCUCACCGCCGUACGUGCCACCAUACGUCCCCGUCCCCCCGACGCCUCGGCCCUCACCGCCCUACGUGCCACCAUACGUCCCCGUCCCGCCGACGCCUCGGCCGUCACCGCCGUACGUACCCCCGACGCCACGGCCGCCGACUCCGCCCUACGUUCCACCGACGCCGCCCUACGUCCCACCGACGCCUCGGCCAUCACCACCACCGUACGUGCCACCCUACGUCCCCCCGACGCCUCGGCCAUCACCACCCUACGUGCCACCGUACGUUCCGCCGACGCCGCCGGCGGUGCGGACGUGCCCGAUCGACACGCUGAAGCUGAACGCGUGCGUGGACGUGCUGAGCGGGCUGAUCCACCUGGUGAUCGGGCAGGAGGCCAGGUCCAAGUGCUGCCCGCUGGUGCAGGGGGUGGCGGACCUGGACGCGGCGCUGUGCCUCUGCACCACCAUCCGCGCGCGCCUGCUCAACAUCAACAUCUACCUCCCCAUCGCGCUCAACCUGCUCAUCACCUGCGGCAAGCACGCGCCGUCGGGCUUCCAGUGCCCGCCGCUCUACGACUGAUGAACACCACCACCAGCCAACACUUCUAUACGCGCCGCCAUGCAUGCAUGAUGUGAUGGCAUCCUGUGCAAGCUAGCGCUAGCUAGUAGUAGCAUGUCUACCAUUUGCUCCGUGAUUUCUCUAGUUCUUGCUCUCGCGAGUAUGCGUACGUAAUGCGUUGCUUCUCGUCAGGACUCGGGAACUUUUCCAACUCCGAUGCUAAGCGUGUAGCUUGCUUAAUCAGUCGAUGUACCAUGUUAAUCAAGUGCUAGCCCUUUCUCUGCUCUGUCGUCGAAGUUCUUCGGUCUUCACUUCUUGAUCUGCAGAUGAUAUAUGAAAACGUUAUACGAAAUGGAAUAUAAUAUUCUAUCUUGUUGACAACGACUGACUCUGGCACUGCGAAGUGUUGCAUGCAGAACUUUUAUAUGAAUACCAAAGUUUUUUUUUUGCCUA
Zea mays is the source of this 1381-nucleotide messenger RNA. RefSeq lists its product as uncharacterized. The transcript has a single exon. The record is from RefSeq and is marked validated. Bases 44 to 949 code for a protein of 301 amino acids. Lineage: Eukaryota; Viridiplantae; Streptophyta; Magnoliopsida; Poales; Poaceae.